This is a messenger RNA of Neogale vison (American mink), 4718 nucleotides long. Its product is annotated as zinc finger protein 573. The transcript has 6 exons. Bases 216 to 4226 code for a protein of 1336 amino acids. Gene Ontology annotation, cellular component: nucleus. Gene Ontology annotation, molecular function: RNA polymerase II transcription regulatory region sequence-specific DNA binding; DNA-binding transcription repressor activity, RNA polymerase II-specific. The record is from RefSeq and is a predicted model, not a curated record. NCBI's taxonomy places the organism in Eukaryota, Metazoa, Chordata, Mammalia, Carnivora, Mustelidae. Gene Ontology annotation, biological process: negative regulation of transcription by RNA polymerase II.
CGGAAGUGGUCCUCGAAAGCUUUUUGGCCGCUGGUGUCAGGAGUUUUCUGCAUUUUAAUUCCGAGAGGUCUAUGAGGUUUUUUUGGUGUCUCUAGGGAGCCCCUGGGUUAGAUCUUUCUCCAGAUUCCAGCCUGCCUCUCUCCAGCAGCUCUGCUUGAGUUUACAGAUGUCUACAAAGCUUUAGACUCCCGAGAGAAUAAAGUUUGAGACCUACCAUGACCAUGUCAGCUAAUCGGACCUCUCCCCAGAAAUCACUGGUCCUGAUUCCAGAGGAACGUGAUAAUUCAUAUGAGGGAUCGGUGUCCUUCAGGGAUGUGGCUGUAGAUUUCAGCAGAGAGGAAUGGCAGCAUCUAGACCUUGCUCAGAGAAACCUAUACCGGGAUGUGAUGCUGGAGACCUACAGUCACCUGCUUUCUGUGGGAUAUGAAGUUCCCCAACCAGAAGUUUUCAUGUUGGAGCAAGGACAGGAGCCAUGGGCAUUGCAGUGUGAUCCACAUCAGAGCUGUCCAGAAGAAUUAUGGCAGAUUGGUGACCAGAUAGAGAGCUAUCAGCAAAGAGAAAACAAAUCUUUAAGAGAUGUUGCUUUCAUCAAGAAAAUUUUGACUACAAAGAAGGAUUACAUAGAAGAAUAUAAGGACAUUAGAAAAAUAAUUCAUGUGAGCCAAAACAUUCUUUCACCAAAAAGACCCCACCAGUGUGACUCAUUUGGAAAUGCUUUGAAGUAUAAUUUAGAUUUACACAGUCAUUACAGAAACAGUGCAUCAAAGAACAUAAAUAAGAUUACUGAACAUAUUAAAAUUUCUUCCUAUACUGACCCUGAGUGUUCUCCAACAGGAGAGAAGUUAUGGGACCAUAAUCAAUGUGGGAAAAUCCUCAGCUAUAAACAAGCACCCUCUCAACAUCAAAAAAUUCAUACUGGGGAAAAAUAUUAUGAAUGUGCUGAAUUUGGGAAGAUCUUCACCCAGAAGUCACAGCUCAGGGUACAUCUGAAAGUUCAUACAGGAGAAAAACUCUAUGUGUGCAUUGACUGUGGCAAGGCUUUUGUAAGGAAGCCAGAAUUCAUUACACAUCAGAGAACCCAUACUAGAGAGAAGCCCUAUAAGUGCAGUGAAUGUGGAAAAGCUUUUUUCCAAGUGUCUUCUCUCUUAAGGCACCAGAGAAUUCACACUGGAGAAAAACUUUAUGAAUGCAGUGAGUGUGGAAAAGGAUUCUCUUAUAACUCUGAUCUCAGUAUACAUCAAAAAAUUCAUACUGGAGAGAGACACCACGAAUGCACGGAUUGUGGCAAAGCAUUUACGCAAAAGUCCACGCUCAAGAUGCAUCAGAAGAUUCAUACAGGUGAGCGAUCCUAUAUAUGUAUUGAAUGUGGACAGGCCUUCAUCCAGAAGACACACUUGAUUGCACACCGAAGAAUUCAUACUGGAGAAAAACCAUAUGAAUGCAGUAACUGUGGGAAGUCCUUCAUUUCUAAGUCACAACUCCAGGUACAUCAACGAAUUCACACAAAAAUGAAACCCUUUCUUUAUACUGAAUAUGGAAAGAUGUUCAACAAUAGUUCUAACCUUGUCACACACAAGAAAGUUCAAAUUAGAGAGAAGUCUUCCAUAUGUACUGAAUGUGGUAAGGCCUUUACAUAUAGGUCAGAACUGAUUAUACACCAGAGAAUUCACACUGGGGAAAAACCUUAUGAAUGCAGUGAAUGUGGAAAAGCCUUUACUCAGAAGUCAGCACUCACGGUGCAUCAGAGAAUCCAUACAGGAGAAAAAUCUUAUGUGUGCAUGAAAUGUGGACUAGCCUUCAUCCAGAAGGCUCACUUGAUUGCACAUCAAAUAAUUCACACAGGAGAGAAACCUUAUAAAUGUGGCCACUGCGGGAAAUCCUUUACUUCCAAGUCACAACUUCAUGUACAUAAACGAAUUCACACAGGAGAGAAACCUUAUACAUGCACUAAAUGUGGGAAGGCAUUCACCAACAGGUCAAAUCUUAUUACACAUCAGAAAACUCAUACAGGAGAGAAAUCCUAUAUAUGUCCUAAAUGUGGAAAGGCCUUCACACAAAGGUCAGACUUGAUUACACAUCAGAGAAUUCAUACUGGAGAGAAACCUUAUGAAUGUGGUACCUGUGGAAAAGCCUUUACUCAAAAGUCACACCUCAACAUACACCAGAAAAUUCAUACUGGAGAAAGACAGUAUGAAUGCCAUGAAUGUGGGAAAGCCUUCAACCAGAAGUCAAUACUCAUUGUGCAUCAGAAAAUUCAUACAGGAGAGAAACCUUAUGUAUGCAGUGAGUGUGGAAGAGCUUUCAUCCGGAAAUCAAACUUCAUUACUCAUCAGAGAAUUCAUACUGGAGAGAAACCUUAUGAAUGCAAUGAUUGUGGGAAAUCCUUCACCUCCAAGUCUCAGCUCCUGGUGCAUCAACCAAUUCACACAGGAGAAAAACCAUAUGUGUGUGCUGUGUGUGGGAAAGCCUUUAGUGGCAGGUCAAAUCUCAGUAAACACCAGAAAACCCAUACUGGAGAAAAGCCCUACAUCUGUUCUGAAUGUGGGAAGACCUUUAGACAGAAGUCAGAAUUGAUUAUACAUCACAGAAUUCACACUGGAGAGAAACCUUAUGAAUGCAGUGACUGUGGCAAAUCUUUCACUAAGAAAUCACAACUCCAAGUGCAUCAGCGAAUUCACACAGGGGAAAAGCCUUAUGUGUGUGCUGAGUGUGGAAAGGCGUUCACAGAUAGGUCAAAUUUGAAUAAACACCAGACAACGCACACUGGAGACAAACCCUAUAAGUGUGUAGUCUGUGGAAAAGGCUUCGUCCAGAAAUCUAACUUUAAAAGUGGUUAUCAACUUACUGUACAUCAGAGAUUUCAUACUGGCGAGAAAACCUAUGAAUGUAAGGACUGUGGGAAGGCCUUUAUUUAUGCCUCACACAUUGUUCAGCAUGAGAGAAUCCACACUGGAGGGAAGCCUUAUGAAUGUCGGGAAUGUGGGAAGGCCUUUAGUCAAGGUGGACACCUUAGAAUUCAUCAAAGAAUUCAUACUGGUGAGAAACCCUAUAAAUGUCAAGAAUGUGGGAAGGCUUUUAGUAGGCACUCAAACCUCAUUGAACAUGGGCAGAUCCAUACUGAUGGGAAACUUUACGUAUGUGAGAAAUGUGGGAAGGCCUUUAAAAGAGGUCAUCAACUUACCGUACAUCAGAGUGUUCAUACUGGUAAAAAACCAUAUGAUUGUAAAGAAUGUGGAAAGGGCUAUACCACUGCCUCAUACCUUAUUCUACAUCAGAGAAUUCAUAAAGUAGGGAAACCAUAUGAAUGUAAGGAAUGUAAGAAAACCUUUACCUUGUAUAGAAAUCUUACCCGACAUCAGCAUAUUCACACUGGUGAGAAACUUUUUGAAUGUAAGCAGUGUGGGAAGGCCUAUACUACUGGCUCAAAGCUUUUUCAACAUCAGAAAACUCACACUGGUGAGAAGCCCUUUGAAUGUAAGGAAUGUGGAAAGGCCUUUAGCUUAUAUGGAUACCUUCAUCAACAUCAGAAGAUUCAUACUGGUAUGAAACAUUUUGAAUGUAAGCAGUGUAAAAAAACCUUUACUUUGUAUAGAAAUCUUACUCGACAUCAGAGUACUCAUAAUGGUAAGAAGCUUUUUGAAUGUAAGGAAUGUGGGAAGGCCUAUACUACUGCCUCAAACCUUGUGCAACAUCAGAAAACUCAUACUGGUGAGAAACCCUAUGAAUGCAAAGAGUGUGGAAAGACUUUUAGCUUGCAUGGAUAUCUUAAUCAACAUCAGAAAAUCCAUACUGGUGUGAAACCCUAUGAGUGUAUGAUAUGUAGGAAAACCUUUACUUUCUAUAGAAACCUUACCCUACACCAGAGUAUUCAUACUGACAAGAAACCUUUUAAAUGUAAGGAAUGUGGGAAGACCUUUAGACGUAGUUCACACCUUACUGCACAUCAGAGUGUUCACGCUGAUAAGAAACCCUUUGAAUGUAAGAAAUGUGGGAAGUCCUUUAAAACAUAUGGAUACCUUACACAACAUCAGAAAAUUCAUACUGAUGGGAAACCCCACAGCUGUAAGGAAUGUGGGAAGGCCUUUAGUCGUGCUUCAAACCUUGUUCAACAUGAGAGAAUUCAUACUGGCGAAAAGCCCUACGUGUGUAAGAAGUGUGGGAAAGCCUUCAGGUAUGGUUCAGCCCUUAAAGCACAUCAGGGAAUACAUACAGAUCUGAAGCUCUAAGAACAUAAGGAAUGUGAUAAUGCUAUUAGGCAUGGCCCAGACCUUUUAAACAGGCAGUUCACACUGAUGAGGAAUUACUGAAUGUUAGUCUUUAUAGUUAUGUCUUCACCAGAUGAGAGAAUCCAUUAUGUAGUUCUUAUCACUUUAUAAAGAUUACAGUGUCACUCCCAUUUUAAUGGAAUGUUUGACUAAACAAUAGCAAAUUAAACCCUGAAUAGCCAAAGCAAUCUUGAAGAUGAAAACUGGAAGUAUCAUGAUCCCAGAUUUCAAGAUCUACUACAAAGCUGUAGUAAUUAAAACAGUGUUGUACUGGUGUAAAAAUAGGCACAAGGAUCAGUGGAACAGAAUAGAGAGCCCAGAAAUACAUCCACAACUAAAUGGUCAAUUAAUCUUCAACAGAGGAGGCAAAAUAUACAAUGGGGCAAAGUCUCUUCAACAAAUGAUGUUGGGAAAAUGGGACCACUCUCUUACACCAUACGCUAAAAAUAAACU